CCGGCAUAACGGGCGUGGCCAUGGUCCUCCUGCUGGCGGCGCUGUGCCUGACCUCCAUGCGGUGCUUCCGGAGGCUCUGCUACGACGGCUUCUACUACACGCACCGCCUCGGGAUCGUCUUCCUGGUGCUGCUGCUGGUCCAUCCUCUCAGUGGCGUUUUGAAAGAGCAGAAGAACCUCCAUGGUCACAUUCCAGGCUGCCAGAUGUACAAAGAAACACUUAGGAGAGAAGAGGUUGGUAACCCUGAUCUAGUUUAA
Messenger RNA from Penaeus vannamei (Pacific white shrimp), 257 nucleotides. The record is from RefSeq and is a predicted model, not a curated record. NCBI's taxonomy places the organism in Eukaryota, Metazoa, Arthropoda, Malacostraca, Decapoda, Penaeidae.